AUGGAGAAGUCGUCUGAGCAACCAUUUUAUCAGCUUGUUCUUAUACGUAAUGGAGAGAGCGAUUUCUCAAAAAAUAACCUUUUCUGUGGAUGGACAGAUUCCGAUAUUUCAUACAAGGGUGAAUGCCAAUCCAAGGAUGCUGGCAAACUUUUAGUGAAAAGGGGUGUUGAAUUUGAUAUUGCAUUUACGAGCUUUCUGAGACGAGCUGUUAAAACUUGCCACCUAAUAUUAGAACAAAUGGGACUCCUUUGGAUUCCAAUUCACAAGCAAGCAAGAUUUGGUGGCUGUAAUAAGUCUAAAUUGGCUUUGCAACAUGGAGACGACCAAGUUCGCAUUUGGCGAAGAGAGUACAAUGGUACGCCACCAGCCCUCAGUCGAGAUGCGAAACAGCAUCCUAUUUUCGAAUCAAAAUACGCUCUUCUUGAUGAAACGACUAUUCCGGAUACUGAAUGCCUUCGCGAUGCAUAUGAGCGCCUAUUACCAUUUUGGAAUGAUGAAAUUGUACCAGCGAUUAAGGAGGGCAAUCGAGUUCUGGUUGUUGCACACGGAAGCACGCUUCGAGCCCUAAUGAAGUUUCUCGACCACGUUCCCGACGAGGACAUCGUUGACAUUAAUAUCCCGCCGUGUAUCCCUUUGGUUUAUGACUUCGACGAGCAUAUGACACCCAUCCGACACUACUGCUUGAGGGACGAUGAAGCUGUAGCAAGUGCCAUUCAGACGGCCAUUAACGAGACGAAGUUGGAUCCGCACCCGUGUAUUUAG
Echinococcus granulosus is the source of this 762-nucleotide messenger RNA. RefSeq names its product putative phosphoglycerate mutase. Bases 1 to 762 code for a protein of 253 amino acids. Gene Ontology annotation, biological process: glycolytic process. NCBI's taxonomy places the organism in Eukaryota, Metazoa, Platyhelminthes, Cestoda, Cyclophyllidea, Taeniidae. Gene Ontology annotation, molecular function: intramolecular phosphotransferase activity. The transcript is spliced from 5 exons. The record is from RefSeq and is a predicted model, not a curated record.